Messenger RNA from Paraphaeosphaeria sporulosa, 1548 nucleotides. RefSeq names its product MFS general substrate transporter. The record is from RefSeq and is a predicted model, not a curated record. NCBI's taxonomy places the organism in Eukaryota, Fungi, Ascomycota, Dothideomycetes, Pleosporales, Didymosphaeriaceae. Gene Ontology annotation, cellular component: membrane. The coding region runs from base 1 to 1548 and encodes 515 amino acids. Gene Ontology annotation, biological process: transmembrane transport. Gene Ontology annotation, molecular function: transmembrane transporter activity. The transcript has 4 exons.
AUGGCGACAACACCGAGGGAAGAGGCCGCAGAGGUCGACUUCAGAAACGCGAAUACCAUUGCGCCGACGGACGCGCCGAAGCGCUCGCCGUGGAAGGCAUGGAUGUACCUCUGGGAGUGGUAUCCCGCGCACUAUCCUGAGGAGGAGCGCGCGCUUUUGCGGAAACUCGACGCCUGUCUCCUCACCUUUUGCUCGUUCAUGUUCUUCCUCAAAUGGCUCGACUCCUCCAACAUCAACAACGCCUUCGUCUCAGGCAUGAAAGAAGAGCUCAAUCUCUACGGCAACCAGUACUCUCUCUUCGGCACCUUCUACAACGUCGGCUACCUCGUGUGCCAGAUCCCGUCCCUGCUCAUCCUCUCACGCCCCUCCCUCGCCCGCUGGUACCUCCCCACCAUGGAAGUGCUCUGGUCCAUCGUCACAUUCAGCCAGUCCCAGAUGCGCAACGAGCACGACAUCUAUGGCACGCGGUUCCUGCUCGGACUCCUCGAGACCCCUGUCGCGAGCGGGACUACGUAUGUGCUGGGAAGCUGGUACCGACCCGAGGAAGUUUUCAAACGAACAGGCGUGUGGUACGUCUCCAACAACAUCGCCGUGAUGUUCGGUGGGUACCUCCAGAAAGCCGCGUACGAGAAUCUGAACGGUGUUGGUGGCAUGGCAGGAUGGCGAUGGCUGUUUAUCAUUGAUGGCAUCAUAAGCCUGCCGAUUGCGAUUGCGGGAUUUUUCAUCUUUCCAGGGCUGCCGAGUAGCAAGAAGCCGUGGUGGUUGACGGAAGACCAGCACGCGCUUGCUAUCAAGCGCGUGCGCGAUAUCGGCAUCGAAGACAGCAAAAAGCUGAACUGGAGCGUCUUCAAGCGCACGCUGAGGCGCUGGGAGUUCUACGUUGGGGUUGCCGCGUACACUUUCUUCCUCUCGAGUUCGUACCCCCAUGGCCAAAUGGCCCUCUGGCUCAAAGACCUCGCCACAAAAUACAACGCCUACACCGUCGGCCAAAUCAACGUCAUCCCCACCGGCGCGCAGGGCGUUUCCGUAUUCGCCGCCCUCCUCGCCACCUCCCUCUGCAUGAUCUACCCCCUCUGGACCGUCUUCAGCGUCGUGCAGGCUAUCUUCCUUUUCGCAAACAUCUGUCUGCUCGUCUGGGACAUCCCGAAAGGCCUCCACUUCGCGUCGUACUACCUGCUCGGGGUGUCCGCCGCUGUCACACCUAUACUCAUGCCGUUCAUCAAUGUUGCGCUGAGGGAUGAUGCGGAGGCGAGGGCAAUUACUAUUGGGGCUAUGUUGACGAGUGGGUGGGCGAUUUUCUCUUUUUAUCCGGUGGUGGUGUUUCCACAAGUGGAGGCGCCCAAGUGGCGGAAGGGGUAUAGUGUUAAUAUUGCGUUUAUAUUUGGGUGCUGGUUUUUCUUUAUGUUGAGUCAGUGGCUGUAUCGGAGGGAUGAGAAGAAGAGAGAGAGGAAGGCGGUGGAGAGACUUGCAAGGGAUGAUGAAGAAGUACUGAGUGCGAAGGGGGCGGGCGACGUGGUAGAGCAUGUUGAGGAGAGAAAGUCGGAGUAG